AUGCCCCUCAACGUCAUUUCCAACUUUGCUGCAAACGUGGCCCAUCGCCACCUGCAGCAGUCGGACGCGGAAGCGACGAACUCGCUGGCGAAGUUGUCGGCCGGCACCCGCGUGCUGUCCGCCAAGGACGACGCCGCGUCGCUUGCCAUCGGCUCGCGCCUGCGCGCCGAAGUCAGCGCCCUGCGCCAGGCCUCGGUCAACGCCGGCCAGGCCAUCUCCAUGCUGCAGAUCGCCGACGGCGCCAUGGCGCGCGUCGACGACAUCCUGGUGCGGAUGAAGACCCUGGCCGUGCAGGCCAGCUCGGGUCAGCUCUCCGACACCGAGCGCGGGAUGCUGAACCAGGAGUACACGGCGCUGCGUUCGGAAGUCGACCGCAUCGCCCAGGACACCGAGUUCAAUGGCACCAAGCUGCUGUCCGGCAGUUCGACCUUCUCGGCCACCCUCGCCGGCACGGCGACGGCCAUCGAGGUUGCCGACGGCAUCGAGCAGAUCGCCUUCACCAACGACACCGGCGCCUUCAGCACCGGCAACGUGGUGCAGGUCGCCUACGACGCCACCGCCGACCAGUUCACCGUCACCAACCUGAGCACCAGCACCAGCUACACCUCCGAUCCGGGCGUGUCCGCACCGAGUGCCGGCAACUUCAACGAGGUGACGAUCAACGGCGCCGGCAUCACCCUGACGCUGAACUCCCUGUUCGACGACACCAGCAACAUGACUGCUGACGUCACCACCCAGUUCACGGUCGCCGGCGGCACGUCGGACACCCUGAGCCUGGAGUUCAAGAUCGGCACCGGCACCGACACGACCGACGACGUCACCAUCGACCUUGCCUCGGUCCAGGCCUCCGCCCUGGGCACCGGGCUGGACACCUCGACGGUGGACACCUCGGCCAACGCCACGACGGCGAUCACCGCGGUCAACGAGGCGAUCGACAACCUGGCCGUCGCGCGGGCCCAGCUCGGCGCCGCCCAGAACCGUCUGGAGUUCGCCGCCGCCAACAUCGCGACCACCAUGGAGAACACCGAGGCCUCGCGCUCGGCCCUCAUGGACCUCGAUGUCGCCGCGGAGAUGAGCAACUUCACCUCGAAGCAGAUCCUGGUCCAGGCCGGCGUGUCGAUGCUCGCCCAGGCCAACCAGCUACCGCAGAACCUGAUGCGCCUGUUCCAGUAA
This is a messenger RNA of Symbiodinium necroappetens, 1173 nucleotides long. The record is from the annotation of a GenBank genome assembly. Lineage: Eukaryota; Dinophyceae; Suessiales; Symbiodiniaceae.